AUGCAGCGCAGUGGCGGCUCCGGAGUCCCGAGGGAGGUGGCGCGUGUCAGUCGGCCCUUCCCGGGCUCCGGCAUGUUCACCUCCGCCCGAAGAGGCUUCUCCAUCGAAGCGCUCGUGGGCACCUCCACAGAGCCCCUGCUGCGCCCGGCGCCCGCCAGACCCUGUGCCUCACCCGCCUGGGGGGCUGCCCGCUUGCUGGUCCCGGAGCCUCCUGCUGCUCCGGACCGCGGAGCCGGGGGUCGCCUGGGCCCGCCCCCGCCCUGCCCCCGGGACUUGUGCCGCUGCUGCCCCUGGCUUCUCCGAAGCCGCUUGUGGACGCCGAGCUUCCCGGGAGAAGUUCAUUCUGCUGAGAAUCUGCUGAUCUGUGGGCCCUUUACUCGAAAGCCUAAAAGGAUCCGGACAGCCUUCUCCCCAUCCCAGCUCCUGCGGCUGGAAAGAGCCUUUGAGAAAAACCACUAUGUGGUGGGAGCAGAGAGGAAACAGCUUGCAAACAGCUUGUGUCUAACGGAAACUCAGGUGAAAGUAUGGUUCCAAAAUCGUCGGACAAAACACAAACGGCAGAAGAUGGAGGAGGAAUGCCCAACAGCAGAGGAGAAGAGGAAGAGUGGAAUGCUCAGGAGUCAGUGGCAGGUGGCUGCUAGGCAGGGCAUCGAUGAGGACAUUGAUGUGACAUCUGAGGAUUAGACAUGCUCUUGGGGACUGGAAAGUGCCUUCUCAUGAAAGAAUGCUUGAAGCCUUGCCCUGGGACAGGUUUGAUGGCUGAGGCAGGGCCCUCUUUCAUGAGGCUGAUGGAGUUUAGGAAUUUUCCAAUGGUGUCUUAAAAAGCAACAGCCAGGGGGGCAGCUAGGUGGUUCAGUGGAUAAAGCACCAGCCCUGGAUUCAGGGGUCCCUGAGUUCAAAUCUGGACUCAGACACUUGACACUUACUAGCUGUGUGACCCUGGGCAAGUCACUUAACCCCCAUUGCCCCGACAAAAUCCAAACAAAAAAAAAACAAAAAACAAAAAAACCACACACACAUACAGAGCCAGGAAUCUGGAUUUGAGACUAACAGACACCACCCAUUCAAGACUUCUAGGUAACAAAGUGGAAAAAUUGAUGAAAAUUUUCUUCAGAGAUGGGCAUGAGCGUGGUGGUACAUGGUGGCACAACUGACACCUUUGAGAGGCAGUGUGCCACCAAUCAAGUGUCCACACUAAAUCUGGCACCAAUAUGGUGAGUCUCCAGUACUUAGAGACCACCAGGCCAGAAACAGUAGGUCACAGCUCCCAUGCUGAUCAGUAGUGGGAUUGGGCCUAUGAAUGACCACUGCACUUUUCAUCCUGGAUGAGAUAAGGAGACCCUGCCUCAAAAAAAAAAUUGUUUUCACAGGGAAUUUACAUUGCAAGUGAGCUGGAGCUCCAAAUGAGUACACUGACAUAGGAGAUAGAGCUACUUCAUUUAGCAGAUACUCCUGUAGUGUACAAAGGUUGGAGAAAAGGCCUAGAAGAGACUGUUAGAGGAAGCUGAUUCAUUUCUAGGCUUGGCCUCUCUGAUCCAUCCUUACCUGUUUGAGCUGGGUUCUCUCAGCCAUGCUCACUCACUUCCCUUCAUUCUAUCCAUUACUUCAGGUUUGUGGUUAAGGAGUCAGAAUGGGAAGAGGACACCCUGAAUCUCCUCAGAGAACCCCAUCAUUUUUUUUUAA
Messenger RNA from Dromiciops gliroides (monito del monte), 1683 nucleotides. RefSeq names its product homeobox protein EMX1-like. The transcript has 3 exons. The record is from RefSeq and is a predicted model, not a curated record. Gene Ontology annotation, biological process: brain development; regulation of DNA-templated transcription; central nervous system development. Lineage: Eukaryota; Metazoa; Chordata; Mammalia; Microbiotheria; Microbiotheriidae. The coding region runs from base 1 to 684 and encodes 227 amino acids. Gene Ontology annotation, molecular function: DNA-binding transcription factor activity, RNA polymerase II-specific; DNA binding.